This is a messenger RNA of Gaeumannomyces tritici R3-111a-1, 4756 nucleotides long. RefSeq lists its product as hypothetical. Lineage: Eukaryota; Fungi; Ascomycota; Sordariomycetes; Magnaporthales; Magnaporthaceae. The coding region runs from base 1380 to 3635 and encodes 751 amino acids. The record is from RefSeq and is a predicted model, not a curated record. The transcript is spliced from 6 exons.
AAAAAAAAAAGAGGAGACGACUGUAAAUUCUCGGCUACCAUCUCAGCUUUCCCUCUGGUAAAUCCCAUGCCCUCCCCGGGCAUCGUAAUCACACACACUUGCCGUCAUAGCCUCCAAAACCAACAAACCUAUCUCCUGCCAUAGACGGAGGAGAGAGAAUCUAGACCGACGACACCCCCCGGACGAGCCUGCAAGAUCCUUGGACAACCGACCGCUUAGGGCCUUCGACCGCUUGGGACCUUCGACUUUCACCGACCCCGAUGUCUCACACCGCAAGAGCGGCAAGAACGAGAACACGCACAUCUUGUUAAAGACUCACUUCACGUUCCCCGUCGGAUCCAUUCAGCUACCAAACCACAGCGCCUCCUCCCCGUGGCCGUCAGAUUUCUUCUUCCUCACGUCUUCACUUGCGGCGCACGGCGCCAGCGUAUCGAACACUGAAUCUCUCUGGCGAGACGGGUUUUAUUUACUUUCUCUGUUUAGGGAACGCCUUCUAGGCCAGGUGAUACCGAAUCUCUUGCAAGCCCACAUCUGCUCUGCAGAGCCGUGGGGGGACGGUCUCGGAUUUGCUAGCACCAAGGAAGUACUUUGUUUGGUCGCUUUUCUUUUCUUUUUAUUUCUUCUCUUUUCCCCCUUCCCUGCAUCACACGCCCUCCGCUUUGCUGCGCCUGGGCCUGCGUCCUGCGUCUUUGCCGCCGUAGCCUCCCGAGGGCAUCAGUAGCAGCACAGCAGCUAUAUCCACCAGCAAAUCAACAGUCCCAUCCACGAGUGGAGGGCAGCAGAAUUUUUGGCCCGGGCCACCCCUAUUCCUCGGACGCACAGGAUACCGCUCAUUCGACGAGUGGCCCGGUCGCUCGAACCUGCAAUCGACUCGGCGUGCUCUUCCCUCACCCUCUUUCUUUUGUACCUAGGGGGCUGUUCCUUGUCGCUAUUCGCCUUCCAGCUCCAGGCGAAACACGAACCAUUUGACGGCACGCAUCUCUCGUACCGUAGCUUUGUUUGAGAAGGAGGCGAUUUAUACGCGCAUCGAGCACUGCAGCGUCUAUAGAUACCCUCGCACAUCGGAUUGGGAGUACGACAGGCCUGCGAAAUUUCUUGCUGGUCCAACCUGCAUCCCAUCUGUGCGGACGCCCCUCCCUCCAAUCCUUGCACCAAAAUCUGUGGCUGAUCGGCGAGCAGUCACAGCCAGCAGGUCAACGAAGCAGGGGUUCUGUCGGCAGGCAGGUGGUCCUAGGCGUUUAUUCUUGGUAGAUCAGCUCCGCCUGGAGCGCCGCAUGCUGCCCUGAAGACAGCAUCGCACGCCACAUCACCUAGAGCUGUCCGGCCAGACCGCGGGUUUGGCUCCAGACCUCCCUCCCUCGGAGCGUUCGGUAGCCACAAUGGUCCGCGAUAUGUACCAGAGGGAAUACAACCGAGCUCCCCAGUGGGCGGCCGACACCCGGUUCUCCGGCAUGGAGCCAGGCUGCGGCGACGACUCGCGAUACCACGAUGCUCCGGUCACGACGAUAGGCGCUGCGCUCCGAGAGCGGUGCAAAAUCCCUGCCGAGAAGUACUUCGUCGCUGCCAUCCUAGAUAAUGGCAGACUUGUCUACUACGGCGGGCCAGAUGAGUGGCACAAGACCGAGAUGGCAUCUUUUUUCGACCCCCGACAAUUUGAGAUGGCUGCGAAGCGCCAUUACCCGGCAGGUCUGGCUCUCGACGAUGUCGACCAGGGCUUUGACGACCCGUACAGACCAGGAGAGUACACUUCUAGGUCACGCCCCUUUGCCCGGCGCCCUGGCGCCCAUUCGGCGAACCCGUUUGGGUCGUUGUCCCACGGAUACGGUGAGGAUGACAGCAUCGGCAGCGGUCAGAUGAAGGCUCGUAAACGGGCUAGGAAUCAUCUGCAUCGAGAAGGGGACGCCGAGGAGGAAGCGCCAGCCCCAAAGCCGCACAAGGAGAUCCUGGCCGGCGACUCGCAGCAGAUCUGGGACUUUUGUGACACGCGGUUCAAGAACCUGCAGCAGACGGCCUGCAAGCUUGUGGCCAAGGCCUGGAUCAAGCUGGUGGAGCCCAAGAAGCAGUCGACGCAUCCGUACACGGGCAGCGACGAGAAGGCGCCAGGCUGGUGGCCAAAGCCGUGGGGGCCGAACAAGGACGAGAAGGUGCGGCAUAAAGAGCCCGACCAUCUGUACAAGAAAGAGCGAGUCCAUCUGUUGAACCACAUCCUGAGCAUCAUCGUGGAGCCUAUACACAAGCAGCACCCGGACAUUCAGAAGCUGCAGCUCAACGUUACUAAGCUUGAGGAAGCAACAAACGAGGCACUGUCUGCCUUCUUUAUGGACAAGGACAACUUGGGCAAUGCCAAGAAGAAGCCUUAUCUCAAGGAGAUCUUCAAGGUUGCAAAGGCCCAGGAGAGAUUCAAGAAUGGCGAAGUUGAUGACAACUACACAGUCUGGGUUAUGGCGGACGACAAGUUCCCUGACGAUUGGCAAAGCGGCGACGAGCACACAACAGCAUCCGUGAAACAGGAGGAGGCUCAGCGGCAGCCGGGCCAGACAACGGGGCCCUCAUCGCAUGCAUCACCACAGAGGGCUGCGGUGGUGACACAUGGGCUGUUGGCGACGGCACACGGACUUCCGCAAACACCGGCAGGAAGUGAUCACAGUCCCACGGUCGGUCCUCCAAUGCAGCCACAGCACACCGGCGGCGGCGGAAACCCAUUCAUGAACGAGAUUCCUGUCCGAGGCCAGCAGCCACCGCUGCCGCACCAGCAUCAACAACAGCAUCCACAGCAGCAGCCGCUCCCGCCCGGUUCCAUAUUGACCUCGGCCGACCUCGGCCCCGCGCCUGAAGUGCACCAGUAUGUCGAUGCGACGCCGAUACACCACGCACCCUCGAGCCAGUCCCUGCAGGACAUGUAUUCGACAGCCCCAGGGCACUCACGCAGGCCAUCCUCACUCUUCCCAUCGCCGACGGAUUACCCCAAUGCUACUAGUGCUGGAUCAGGUGCAACAAUGUAUCAGCAAUGGAGCCAAUCGCAGCACGUCCCAGGCCCGCCGACUCCCCACUCGGGCCCUGGCAGCACAGUCAUGUAUGCCUUUGCACCGCAGCCGGCGCCACCUCCGCCUCUGCCGCCACAGCAGCAGCAGCAGCAGUCACAGCAGCAGCAACAACAGCAACAGCAACAGCAACCACCACCGCACCAACCACACCAGCCGCAGCAACAGGCGCCCCAACACCCACACUCACACCAACGCCAGCACCCACAUCAGCAUCAGCACCAGCACCAGCAUCAUGACCAGCACCAGCAGCAUGACCAGCACCCGCAUCAGCAUCAGCAUCAGCAUCAACAACAGCAACAACAGCAGCAAGCCCCGCCCCCACCUCCCCCGCCCCAAAUUCAAGCGCCCUACGUGGCCCAGAGCGGCCCUGUGCAGGUAGCCCAAGUCCCGCCACACCCGCAACAGUCGUACCUCGGCCCUGCCUACGUGGUGGACGGUAUACCUCGGGACACAUACGAUCCGCAAGGCCAAAACAUGUACCGUACCGCCCCUAUUAAUUUGCCGCCGGGCGGUGUGAGCAGCGCGCCGAGCUACCCGAACUAUUUGUCGCCACACGAUGCUAGAAACAUGCCCGGCGGACCACGAACUUGAGAAACCUGCUACAAAGCGCGACAAUAUCUACAGUAUUGCAUUUUGCAACCUCGGGCCGGGCAUACAUUUCUUGAUCGCAAGAGGUUUUUAUACCCAUCAUAGAGUUGGACAAUGGACAUUUGGACGCCUCUGGUAUAUUUUUUUUGCUUCACUCAGCAGCCUUGUUUCCUCUCCCGGCCUCGGCAACAGACAUGAUUCGACUCGACCAAAUUAUUCUAGGAGCCGGCUACCGGCGUUGAUGAUGGUUUCUCUUUUGCUUUUUUUGUCUACUGUUUAUCAUGACCUGCGCGGAGUUGGAAAAUCGUUGGGCCUUACUUUGCUGCUUUACAUGGUCCCCUUUGCAUUUGCCCACGGCGCUUGAGCAAAACCUGCAGUUCAACCAGGCUACCUAAUUGGAACCCUAUCACCUAAAGUUGGUUUUCAUGCGGGCGCAGGCUUUAUUUGAGUUUCCAACCGGUCGCGACGCUACCAACGAAGUCUUUUUCAGACGCUCCUUCAUACAGCUCGGCGUUGGAACCUUGUCUUCUUCAUCUGAUGCUUAUUGAACGCACAAGCCAUCUGCUAAUCGCGCAUUCGCAGCUCUCAUUUGUUUCUUUCAGCUUUGCUUCGCUUUUCUUUCCUAGGUUGGCUACAUAUUCUGCGCAAAGGGCGGGACAAAACGGGAGGGCGAGGCGUAGGAGCAAGAGGACCGAAUGUCGAGCGGUAUAAUAUGGGGGCCGGGUCAUUCAAAUUGAUAGCGAGCAUAUCAUUUGCGAGGGGGUGGCCGAUUGCGAUUUAUUCUCAAUGUCGUCCGUUUUUCUUUUUCCUUUUUUUUCUCCUUUUGCACUCUCAUAACCUCAUACUAUCCAUACGCCUGGGAUGACGGCUUGUUUUGGUUAUCAAACAGCAAUGGGAGGGCAGUGUGUGAGCGAGCAUUUUACUGUGGUGUCCAGCAACAAAAUUGGCACACUGGCGGGAGGUCGAGGCGGGCAGGACAUCUGCAUCUCCUCGGCCCCUGGCUUGGGCGGCUUUUUGAUUUCUCUACCUAGUUAACCACCUACAUAUCCCGGCUUCUCCGAGUGAGAUGAGAUAUAUCACCUAGCACUGACAUGCCGAGCGGGGCGUUCUUGUGCUUUUUUUGC